Molecule: messenger RNA, 1120 nt
Organism: Eucalyptus grandis
Lineage: Eukaryota; Viridiplantae; Streptophyta; Magnoliopsida; Myrtales; Myrtaceae
Exons: 1
Coding region: 121-687 (188 amino acids)
Source: RefSeq, a predicted model, not a curated record
UCCUCAAAAAAUAGAGAUCACAACUCCCCAGCAAAGUCAUCCCCUCCCCUGCCGGUUCUCUACUAUAUAGCGGCCUUUCCAGUAACACCAUCCCUUGUGUCUCUUUUGCUCAGAUCAGCCAUGGACUGGUUCUCUUGGCUAUCCAAAACAGGCCUUGAUCCUUCACUUGUCUAUGACUAUGGCCUUGCUUUUGUCAACAAUGAGCUGGAAGAAGAAGACAUUCGCUACUUCGACCAUGAGUUCCUACAAAGCAUGGGGAUCUCCAUAGCCAAGCACAGACUAGAAAUCCUCAAGCUUGCAAGGAAAGAGAAAGGGUCAUCAUCAAGAUUCUCACCUCGGCCCAUCUCGAGGUUCCUUGUAGCGAUCAAGAGGACCAAGAGGUAUCUAACCAAGUACGUCCGGACCUGGGUUCAUCAGGAGAAAUCAGCACUUGUUGUGGUUCCAAGGCCUCCUUACAGCAGUAAUUGGAGAGGUGCAAUGUUGAAGAGAAAUAGGAAGCUGACCCCGGCCACGUCUAAUAGUAAGUCACCAAGGCUGCUUCUCACAAAUGGAAGUGCCUCAAUUGAUUAUCCAGUGGUCUAUGCAUUGAGCAAAGAGGACAAAGCGGACGUGGAUGAUGGGUAUUGGUCAAAUGGUGUUGAGGAGAUCAGGUGGGAUACAAUGUUCCAAGAUCUGAAACCAACAUGAAGGUCUUGCAGAUUUUGGUAAAUUCAAUGUUUCGACUCCUUUUCCCUCUUUUCAAGAUGGGAUAUUAAUGUUAAUAUAGUUGGUGAGAGAUGGGUUUUUGGUUCUUCCACCAAAAAGAAGUCUUGGUAAUUAAUAGUGUCCCUGCGUGUAUCAAAUUAGCUUGCUCACAUCCCUUGUACCUUCUCUCUCUCUCUCUCUCUCUCUUCCUUUACUUUUAUUUUUAGUAUCUUUCUUUAGUGCCGCGGGGGGCGAGGGAGUGCACAUAAUUCAUCAUUUAAGCUUCUGUAUCAGCUAUCAGAUUGUCUCCCCUGCUUUUUGUAUGUGAAUCAUAUCGUUAGCUAUGUACAAGACAGACCAGAGCAGUAGGUGAUUUGUCGUGUUUUCUUACUAUGAAAAGCUUAAAUUGCACUAUACUGCAACGUUUUGAAUUUCA